AUGUCUGGCGAUUUGUCUGGUGUGCAGUUAUACGAGGACUUCAGUAGUGAAAGUUUGCAACUCAACCAACAUUUAGAGAAAAUGACUGAACAAAUGGAAGAUUUGUCAGUGAAGCUGUCCUGUAUGACCUAUGACAUGGUUGUGCUCCGCACCAGUCCAGAUCUUGCUGAAUCUUUCAAGAACCUGGAGAAUGAGUUCCAGAAGUGCAAAGCUGUCCUCAGUGGACUCACAGAUGGACAAGAAGUAAAAGGUCAUUCUGCUGAUGAAGUACAAGUGUCUCCCAAGAAUAAUUAAAUUUAGAGAUUCAUUGUAGAACAUAU
This is a messenger RNA of Danio aesculapii, 320 nucleotides long. RefSeq names its product synaptonemal complex central element protein 3 (gene syce3). The transcript is spliced from 2 exons. The coding region runs from base 1 to 294 and encodes 97 amino acids. Lineage: Eukaryota; Metazoa; Chordata; Actinopteri; Cypriniformes; Danionidae. The record is from RefSeq and is a predicted model, not a curated record. Gene Ontology annotation, biological process: spermatogenesis; synaptonemal complex assembly; reciprocal meiotic recombination.